Molecule: messenger RNA, 1008 nt
Organism: Alligator sinensis (Chinese alligator)
Lineage: Eukaryota; Metazoa; Chordata; Crocodylia; Alligatoridae
Product: kinesin-like protein KIF16B
Exons: 9
Biological process (GO): microtubule-based movement
Molecular function (GO): microtubule motor activity; ATP binding; microtubule binding
Source: RefSeq, a predicted model, not a curated record
AGCAUUACUGUUUCUCCUUUUGACUGGGAAGGGACUUGACAAUGAAGACAAGCAGGGAAAAAGACCUGGAUGCUAAAUUUAUUAUUUCAAUGGAAAAAAAUAAAACGACAAUCACAAAUUUAAAAAUUCUGGAAGGUGUAACUGGAGACACAGGAAGGGAACGGACUAAAACAUUUACCUAUGACUUUUCCUAUUUCUCAGCAGACAGUAAAAGCCCAAACUAUACAUCACAAGAAAUGGUUUUCAAAAAUCUUGGCACAGAUGUUCUCAAAUCUGCUUUUGAAGGUUAUAAUGCUUGUAUUUUUGCAUAUGGACAGACUGGAUCUGGGAAGUCCUACACUAUGAUGGGAAACACAGGAGAUGUUGGUUUAAUACCUCGAAUUUGUGAAGGAUUAUUCAGCAGAAUAAAUGAAAAGACAAGAUGGAAUGAGGCGUCCUUUCGAACAGAAGUCAGUUAUUUGGAAAUCUAUAAUGAACGUGUGAGAGAUCUUCUUAGGCGGAAGUCUUCAAAAACAUAUAAUUUAAGAAUACGAGAGCAUCCAAAAGAAGGGCCUUAUGUUGAGGAUUUGUCCAAACAUUUAGUACAGAAUUAUACGGAUGUAGAGGAACUUAUGGAAGCAGGAAAUAUAAACCGAACCACUGCUGCAACUGGAAUGAACGAUGUUAGCAGCAGGUCUCAUGCCAUUUUCACGAUCAACUUCACUCAGGCUAAAUUUGAUUCUGAAAUGCCUUGUGAGACUGUUAGCAAGAUUCAUUUGGUAGAUCUUGCUGGAAGUGAGAGAGCAGAUGCCACUGGUGCUACAGGGGUUAGAUUAAAAGAAGGAGGGAAUAUUAACAAAUCUUUAGUUACUCUGGGAAAUGUCAUUUCUGCCUUAGCUGAUUUAUCUCAGGAUGUAACAAAUCCUCUUGCAAAGAAGAAGCAAGUAUUUGUGCCUUACAGGGACUCUGUGUUGACUUGGCUGUUGAAAGACAGCCUAGGAGGAAACUCAAAAACUAUAAUGAUUGCCA